This is a messenger RNA of Naumovozyma castellii, 1482 nucleotides long. It is a transcript of the gene PHO2, whose product is annotated as Pho2p. Bases 1 to 1482 code for a protein of 493 amino acids. The transcript has a single exon. NCBI's taxonomy places the organism in Eukaryota, Fungi, Ascomycota, Saccharomycetes, Saccharomycetales, Saccharomycetaceae. The record is from RefSeq and is a predicted model, not a curated record.
AUGAGCUCUUCUAAUCAACAUGCUGCGGACCCCGUGGAGAACCAAAUGCUGGAUUUCCAUUCAAAUAUGAUUAACGAUAUCCUCUCUCAAGGACAAUCAUUCAAUGAGCAUUUUGAUCUGGAAUAUAAUCUACUCACUUCCUCUAAUAAUCCAUCGGUAAUGCCACCCACAGAGCAACAGGAACAAGGGCAAGGGCAAGAGCAUGAUGAAGAGCAAGAGCAAGGGAACAACACACCACCUUCAUCAUCUUCAAAUUCUGCUUCUGUUAAACGUAUGCCCAAAUCAAGAAGGAAAAGAGCCAAGGGGGAGGAGUUGAAUAUACUGAAGUCACACUUUGAAUUGAAUCCAAACCCAUCAAAUGAGGAAAGAAAAAAAAUUUCAAAUUUAGUUGGGAUGCCUGAGAAGAGUGUGAGGAUUUGGUUUCAAAAUAGAAGAGCGAAAGUGAAAAAGCAUAAUAACCUCAAGAACCGAAAUAAUGCUAAUAUGGAUUCCAAUGAUGAAGAUUUUAAUGACGAGACGUCCCCUAAUACUGAUUCAAACAACGCCAAGUUCUUUGAUAGAAUACCCGUUAGAAUCAACAAGAACUAUAAUUUUAUUGAUGUGUGUUCCAUUACUGUUGGAAGUUGGAAUAGGAAAAAAUACGGCUCUUUACUGCCGGAGGAUUUACCUAUUGUGGAGAAAUUAUCGAAUUUGUCGCCAGUGUCUAUGAAUAAUAUUAUGAGUAAUUCCACUGAUUUGAUUGUAUUGACAUCAAAGAAAAAUGAUGAAAUUAACUAUUUCUUUAGUGCAAUGGCAAAUGAUACCAAAAUUUUAUUUAGAAUAUUCUUCCCCAUAAGCUCCGUUAAGAAUUGUUCAUUAAGUCUGGAAACUGAUGAUGAUAUAAUUACCAACAAUAAUGUUACUAACUCUUCAGAUACAUCUGAAAGGUUAGGAGAAUUAAAAUUGAUAUUAACAAAACCACCCACUUUUGCAGUUUACUUUAUUAAAAGUGAUGAAAAUGAAACUGUCCCUUCAAUCAAUCAAUGGUCCAUUUGUGAAGAUUUUUCAGAAGGUAAGCAGGUCACAGAUGCAUUUAUUGGGGGAUCCAAUCUACCUCAUGUACUAAGUGGGCUACAAGACUCGCUGAAGUUCCUAAAUUCUCAUAUUUUAGAAUACAAAUCCACAAAUGAAAUCUUACCACCUAGCACAAUAACGGUACCAUCACAUCAAUUACAAUCACAUGAUUUAAUGACACCAAUGCAGUAUUCCUCUUCCUCGACAGGUACUAAUGAUUCGUUAUUGCCAAAUAUUAUUUCUCCACCAAAUACAAACACACUAUUCUCAUUAUUAAUGCCGGAUCAAAAUAGUGAUUCAAACUUAUUAAAUAAUCAUGAAACUGAUAAUCUACUCCCGAACUCAAAUUCGCAGCAACAUCAGAAUGAGUCAGAACCUAGUAAUUUCUUCUUCGAAAAUUAUGAUCAAGAAACCGGGAAAUGGCUAUGA